Galendromus occidentalis (western predatory mite) is the source of this 1029-nucleotide messenger RNA. It is a transcript of the gene Etfb, whose product is annotated as Electron transfer flavoprotein beta subunit. Lineage: Eukaryota; Metazoa; Arthropoda; Arachnida; Mesostigmata; Phytoseiidae. The record is from RefSeq and is a predicted model, not a curated record. The transcript is spliced from 6 exons. The coding region runs from base 127 to 891 and encodes 254 amino acids. Gene Ontology annotation, molecular function: electron transfer activity. Gene Ontology annotation, biological process: fatty acid beta-oxidation using acyl-CoA dehydrogenase; amino acid catabolic process. Gene Ontology annotation, cellular component: mitochondrion.
ACUCCAUCGACAGCAGCAGCAGCUCACAUAAGUCCAUCUACUCUUGUUGACCCGAAUCGUGUGUGAGCUCACCGAGCCAAACUUCACCUUGUUUUUCCGUUUCUUGGCGUCCGAUAGUAGGGAAAUAUGUCUCUGAGAAUUCUUGUGGGAUGUAAGCGUGUCAUUGACUACGCGGUGAAGGUCCGUGUGAAGCCAGAUCACUCUGGGGUCGUCACCCAAGGUGUGAAACAUUCUCUCAACCCUUUCGACGAGAUAGCCGUAGAAGAAGCCGUCAGACUCAAAGAGAAGAAGCAUGCUUCCGAGAUUAUCGCAGUUUCCUGUGGACCGGCCGCUUGCCAGGAAACCCUACGAACAGCGUUGGCCAUGGGCGCGGAUAAAGCAAUCCACGUUGAGGUUUCGGAAGCCGAAUACGCCACCUUGCAGCCUGUUCACGUAUCGAAAAUCUUGGCUAAGUUGGCGGAGAGGACCCAAGCGAACUUAAUUCUCGUUGGCAAACAGGCAAUCGAUGACGACUUGAAUCAGACGGCUCAGAUGACUGCCGGUGUUCUCGAUUGGCCUCAAGGGACUUUCGUUUCUCAAGUUGAGCCUGAGGGAGACUCCUUGAAAAUUGUCCGUGAGGUGGACGGUGGUUUGGAGCACAUCAAAGUGAAGCUCCCCGCCGUCGUAAGUGCCGAUCUUCGUUUGAACGAACCUCGGUACGCAACGCUGCCAAACAUCAUGAAGGCAAAGAAGAAGCCCAUGGAAAAACUGUCUGCGAAAGAUCUUGGUGUCGAUAUCGCAGCAAGAAUCAAGGUUGUGAAUGUGGCGGAGCCUCCCGUGCGAGAGGCUGGUGCGAAGGUGGAGAAUGUUGACGAACUUCUCGGCAAGCUCAAAGACCUCGGUCGCAUUUAGCCUGGUUCAUCGAUAGCUCCAAUCGGAGGGACCAGUAGUCUUUCUCGCACAGUUUCAAACAGAUGUACAUAUCGAAUCUGUGCGUAGUAGAACAUAUAGUUAAAGAUUUUGGAGAUGAAUAAAUUUUCGACAUUUUAA